GGCGAAGACUCGACCAAAUAGAUAAUUCCCUUGUUUUUAUAUAAUUUUCAAUGGAACGUAUUGCUAUACAACCAAGAUUAACGGAGAAAGUUUGCGCAGUAAAAGAUGAGGAGGAGCUUAGGAGAAGAGGAUUUGAAAUAGGAUGCGUUUUAGGUGAAGGUUCAUACGCAAAAGUUAGAGCUGCAAUUGUAAGAAAGGGAGAUAAAGAUGGACCAAAAGUAGCUUUAAAAAUUAUUAAUAUGAGAAAAGCUCCUAAGGAUUUCUUAAAGAAAUUCUUACCAAGAGAAUUGAACAUCAUAACAAAUAUUAAUCAUCCAAACAUUAUCAAAUGUUACGAUGUAUUCGAUUAUGGAUAUAAAAAGUUUAUUGUCAUGGAAAUGGCUGGACAUGGCGAUCUUUUAGAAUAUGUUAAACUAAAAGGAGCUUUGGACGAGGAUAAAUCGAGACAUAUGUUCAAGCAAUUAACUAAUGCCGUUGAAUAUUUACAUAGUCUUGAUGUUGUUCAUAGAGAUUUAAAAUGCGAAAAUCUAUUGUUAGACGUUAAAAAUAACAUUAAAGUAUCAGAUUUUGGAUUUUCUCGCGAAAUGAUGGAAAAGGAUCUAAGUAAGACGUUUUGCGGUAGUGCUGCCUACGCUGCACCAGAAAUACUGCAGGGUAUUCCUUAUAGCGGAAAGUCCUAUGACAUAUGGAGUAUGGGUGUUAUAUUAUACAUUAUGCUUUGCGGCUCAAUGCCUUUCGACGAUUCGAACAUAAAGAACAUGAUCAAAUGUCAAACUGAAAGAAAAGUAGGAUUUUCUCGUUCGAGAAAAUUAUCAGAUGAGUCUAAAAAGCUUGUUCAUCUUAUUCUUGAAUCAGAUGUAAGUUUAAGAGCUUCAAUUGAAGAUAUCAAAAAUUCUAAAUGGCUUCAAACCAAUAUGAAUAAUUUAUAUAACGAGAUUGCAUGUUCUAGAAAACCUUUAAUUGACAAACCAGCUUCGUCUAUUUCCGUAAAAGAAACUUUAUGUGGGCGGGGUUUAUGA
Messenger RNA from Dimorphilus gyrociliatus, 1019 nucleotides. NCBI's taxonomy places the organism in Eukaryota, Metazoa, Annelida, Polychaeta, Dinophilidae. The record is from the annotation of a GenBank genome assembly.